AUGACAUUGAACUUUCAUUCUAUUCACGUUUCAACGAUACAUGAUCCGUUCUGUUUUCUCACGGGCAUCUGCCUCGACAUCUCGGUCAUUUUCUCACUCCUCAAUUGCCAAGAUGAAGCAUCAUUUGAUGAUCGAACUAGUAAAAAGACCGAGAUCCCGGAAGCGGAGCCCAUCUCAUGGAUGACCUUCUCCCACGAUAAGAAGGCGAUAUAUGGUGCAGCUAUGAAGAAGUGGAACAGUUUCGCCGUCAAUAGUCCGACAGAUAUCGUUCACCAAGUGUCGCACCCGGUUGCUGGUCACCCCCUGGCUCCCAGCAGCGAGACCAACACUCGUGCUAUUUUCGUGCUUGCCGCCCAUAAGCCUCCCUACAAUGUUUACGGCAACCCUUUCUACAACCACGCCGGUUAUGGCAACGUGUUUUCUGUGAAGCCCGAUGGAGCUCUGGAUAAGAAUAUCCAGAACUACGAAUAUGUCCCCAACACUGGUAUCCACGGCAUGGUUUUCGAUCCCACAGAGACCUACUUGUACUCCGCCGAUCUCACGGCUAACAAGAUUUGGACGCACAUCAAGGAUCCCAAGACGGGCGAAUUGACACUGGUCGAUUGCCUCGAGGCUCCUGAUGCUGGUGACCACCCCCGCUGGGUUGAGAUGCACCCAAGUGGCAAGUACCUAUACGCCCUGAUGGAGGCGGGCAAUCGACUGGCAGUCUAUGUGAUCGAUGAGCGCACCCACAAGCCAGUAUUCACUCACAUCACGUACCCAUUACUUCCUUCCGGGCUUCCCCCACGCAACAAGUACCGCGGAGAUGUCACAUUUUGUACCAAGGGUGGAGAAUAUCUUUUCGCCACUACCCGGUCAAACCAUUUCGAUGUGACCGGCUACAUCACUGCGUUCAAGCUCGGCUCGCAUGGAGAGAUCGAACGACAGCUCUUUAUCAACCCCACCUCGACCAGUGGUGGUCAUUCAAACGCUGUCAGCCCCUGUGACUUCAGCGAUGAGUGGCUCGCAUUGUGCGAUGACCAACUCGGAUUUGUUGAGAUGUACCGCUGGCGCGACGAGAAGCUGGCACGCGUCGCGCGUGUGGAUAUUCCCGAGCAAGGAUUUGGAAUGAAUGCCAUCUGGUAUGAUUGA
Penicillium crustosum is the source of this 1131-nucleotide messenger RNA. RefSeq names its product lactonase family protein. Bases 1 to 1131 code for a protein of 376 amino acids. Lineage: Eukaryota; Fungi; Ascomycota; Eurotiomycetes; Eurotiales; Aspergillaceae. The transcript has 4 exons. The record is from RefSeq and is a predicted model, not a curated record. Gene Ontology annotation, molecular function: 6-phosphogluconolactonase activity; protein binding.